UUGAUUCCAAAAUGAUAGUAAAAGGUACAGGGUCUUAUCUCUAAUUUACUAAAUGCUUUACAAAUGCAGCAUUUCUUUUAUUUGUCUUAAGAAGUUUCUGUUAUAAAUGUUUAUAAUCAGGUAAAGAGUUUAAGAGUUGGAUUUAUAAACGCCUGCUGUCAUGAGUUUGAUAGCUCUGGUUCACUGUAGAAGUGCAGCAUUAAGGUGUUUUUGUAGCAAGGCUGCUGUUCUUCAUUGCAGAAAACUCAGUGAUCAUGUUCAGAAACUGGAGCAAACUCAGCCAGAAGAGAAGAAGCCGGUGGAGGAGAAACAGAGGGUAAGGAAACCCCCAGGGAAAGUGUCUGUGCUGCUGUUCCCUGGGCAGGGCAGUCAGUUUGUGGGCAUGGGCAGAGGACUGCUCAAGUACAGCAACGUUAAGGACAUGUUCACUGUGGCUGAGAAAGUGCUGGGGUAUGACCUUCUCUCACUGUGCAUGAAUGGACCCGAGGAGGAUCUGAUGAAGACAGUACAUUGCCAACCAGCUGUAUUCAUCACAUCUUUAGCUGCUGUGGAAAGACUGAAUCACGAAAACCCUGCUGCAAUAGAGAACUGUGUUGCUGCUGCUGGUUUCAGUGUUGGGGAGUUUGCUGCUUUGGUAUUCUCUGGUGCUAUGGACUUUGCUGAAGCCCUUUUUGCAGUGAAAGUGAGGGCAGAAGCCAUGCAGAAAGCCUCAGAUUUGACCCCAAGUGGAAUGUUAUCUGUAAUUGGUAGACCUCAAGCCAAUUACAAAUAUGCCUGCCUUCAAGCUAGAGAGCACUGUCGUUCUCUGGGUAUACAGAAUCCUGUUUGCUCCAUUGCAAAUUACUUGUUUCCAGAUGGGAGGGUCAUUGCUGGACAUCUUGAGGCCUUGGAUUUCCUCCAGAAAACCUCGAAGCAGCUGCAUUUUGUUCGGACGAAGCUGCUGCCAGUAAGCGGGGCUUUCCACACAGAGCUGAUGGAGCCAGCUGUGCAGCCUCUGAGCGAGGUGCUGCGCCAGAUACAGGUGCGCCGGCCUGAGAUUGCAGUCCACUCGAACGUCGAUGGAAAGCGUUACAUGCAAGAAAAACAUGUGCAGCAGCAGCUGGUCAAGCAGCUGGUGUCACCGGUGAAGUGGGAGCAGGUGAUGCAUGAGAUUUAUGAGCGGACACGUGGACAGGAGUUUCCUAACACAUACGAAGUGGGACCUGGGAGACAACUGGGGGCUACACUGCAGAAGUGCAACAUGAAGGCAUUUAAGAACUACACACACGUUGAUGUGGCACUUCCACAAGACGAUUGAGAGACAUUUAGGUAAAUUUUCGAUUUACCAACUCUUAAUGGGUUUGGAUAUUCAAGAUCAUUCUGUUAUUUUUUCAGAAUUCAAUGAAAUUGUCUGUUGGCUUGUUUCACUUCUUUUAGUCUUAUCAGUUUACAUUAUAACAUAUUAACUUUAGUGGUGCUGCAUUUGUGGAAAAAUGGUGUGAAAUAUUUAACUUGAAGAAAGACAAAAAUAAACGUCAAGACAUUGUUUUUUCAUCCUGUUUUCCAAACUCCGGAAGAAAAAACACAACUGUAGAUUCCAUCCAACAACUUUAUUAUUAUUUGCAUUACAGUAAAAACAUCAGAUUGAAAGUCCAGCUUCCUAUAAUAGUAUAGCAGUUCUUUUAGAAGAAGAGGUGAGAGCAUGAACGGCCCAAUUAACCAGCAACAGACCCUACAGUAAACCAACAACGGCAUCAAACAACUUACAAAAAUCGUGUGAACCAGCACUCAGGUAGAAAACAAUCAUAUAUAAAAUUAUAUAAAAAAUGAACACAUAUAAUUUUCCUUCUUGACCCAUUCGAAGACCCGCCAAAGACCCGCUCUUGGCCUUUUUCUGGAUGGUGCCUUAAAUCUUGGUUGCAUUAAAGACAGUUGCAGCUAAUAGCAGUGCAGCAGAAGCUAGGAAACAUUUUGUCUUGCAGGACCAACCAGGAAAGUGUGGCUUUACCUGCGUGAAGAGAAAAUAGAAUGUCAGUAUUCAAUAAACAGCUGCAAUCAGAAUGGAGUAUUACACUCAUUUCUAGGUAUCUUUGGUCUAGAUGGAAACUUUUCCUAAGCGGUUAUAUUUCCUAUUUGUGUACAGUACCUUGGCUUUAUACUACACAUUCUACCAUAUCCUAUUAUUAUAUUUUAAAUAAUUCGCUCUUACCCAGUUGAUCCACUUCAUAGUUCCCUGGCAGGCUUGUAUGUGCAGCUCUGGAACCAGCCUGGAUGCUCUUAUCAUCGGCAUGAUCUUAGACCACUGAAGGCUGCCAAUGAUCCUCCUGUAUUACACAUUUAACACUUUGUUUCUUGCUUUUAUCCUCAAUAAAUAAAACAGAUUGCUUUGUGCUUCUCGUUCCUAGGUAAUGUAUGCCUAAAAGUGGUCAUUUACCUGUUGAAGGCUCUCCAGAUCAAUAUGUUCGGACGAAACUGCCAGUCUAGGUGUCGUUGCUGAGGGAGUUUCUCCCUCCACGUGCUGUUCAGUUCAUCUCCGAUCUGAGCCAGCUGACGACCAAUUUGCUGAGUAGCUCUCCUAGAACAAACAAUUUGUAUCAUCGUAAGAGUUUAAUUUGAAUGAUGUCAUUCUACACAGUAAUCUGCUCCAUAACAUGAGCCAUCUGUAACAAUAAAAAAAGCACAAUGCCUACA
Tachysurus vachellii is the source of this 2670-nucleotide messenger RNA. RefSeq names its product malonyl CoA:ACP acyltransferase (mitochondrial) (gene mcat). The transcript is spliced from 4 exons. The record is from RefSeq and is a predicted model, not a curated record. The coding region runs from base 161 to 1297 and encodes 378 amino acids. Gene Ontology annotation, molecular function: transferase activity. NCBI's taxonomy places the organism in Eukaryota, Metazoa, Chordata, Actinopteri, Siluriformes, Bagridae.